Messenger RNA from Cryptomeria japonica (Japanese cedar), 1997 nucleotides. RefSeq names its product pentatricopeptide repeat-containing protein At1g09900-like. Bases 580 to 1764 code for a protein of 394 amino acids. The transcript has a single exon. Gene Ontology annotation, molecular function: protein binding. Lineage: Eukaryota; Viridiplantae; Streptophyta; Pinopsida; Cupressales; Cupressaceae. The record is from RefSeq and is a predicted model, not a curated record.
UUGGGCAUGGGCAUGCCUGGGAGUUCCCCCUCUUUUUAAAGGGCUGGAUAGGCAUUGCCCAAUUAGUCAAUACGGAUUUAGGCCAAUUCUGUUGUUUCAAGUAGAGGGAGGGAUUAUUAACAUUUAGAAAUUGUGGGUCAUUUCCAUACCGGAAAAGUCCAGGAGACAAAUGUUAGGAUUUAAGUUUGGUUGAGAAGAAAAAUUGAAGGCGUAGAUCAGCCUCUCUGCUACCAACAUCACCAUGAAAUGCCGACUCCCAAUCUUGAAACAGGUAACCUCUACUACCCACUUCUUUUAUUUGUUUUCAUUCUCUCUACGCCCUCUAUCUUGCUCUGCAAACAACCACAAACCCUCACAUACUGAAAAGUCUUUACCAGACAUAUCUCCUACCUUCAAUGUUGUACAAUUCACUAAAUCCAUUAAGGCCCUCUGUAAAUCGGGCAACGCAAACAAGGCGUGGGAUCUCUUCCACUCAGCCAUUACUAACGCAUUCCUCUCACUCUUGUAACCUUCAAUGUGCUUUUGGAUGUUCUUAGGAAUGACAGCGACCUCCGUAGAAUUUACCCUCUCCUCGCUGAAAUGGAAGAGAUGGGCAUCCCUCCAAAUGUCAUCACUUACAGCAUCCUCAUAAAGUCUUUGUGUAGAUGGGGUAAAAUUGACGAAGCACAUGAGCUUUUGCACGAAAUGAGGAAUAACCAUUGUCUUCCUAAUAUUGUUACCUAUAGCACCUUAAUUGACGCUCUCUGCAAGAAAGGUAGGGUAGAUGAAGCUUUAGUAUUGGUGGCUCAAAUGAUACAAGAUGGCCUUUGUCCAAAUACUUUUUUAUACAAUACCCUAAUCAGUGGUCUUUGCAAGUUGGAUAAGGAAGAUGAAGCUCUCGGCUUAUUAAUUGGAAUGAGGCGUUCUCAUUGUUCUCCAAGUAUUAUUACAUAUAACAGCCUGACUUAUGGUUUCUUCAAAGUAGGAUGGGUAAAUGAAGCUUUAGCAUUAGUAUGCAAAAUGAUACAAGAUGGCUUUUCCCCUGACGCCUACACUUGUAGUAGCUUGAUAAAUGGCUUAUUCAAGGCUGGAAAAACAGAGGAAGCGUAUGAUGUGUUUAUACAAAUGAUAGAGUCUGGCCCUUUCACUGAUCAAGUGACAUUCAAUGGAGUUAUUAAUGGGCUAUGCAAAGAUGGACAGAUGGACAAGGCGUGGGAUUGUUUUCAAAUCAUGUCGAAAAAGGGUUUACACCCAGAUGUUGUUACAUACAACUCUGUGAUUGCUGCAUACUGUAGAACAAGACACAUGAGCAUGGCAUUUCAAAUGUUAGAAAAAAUGACAAGAAAGGGUUUGGAACCUGAUAAAGUGACAUGCAACACAAUCAUUGAUGGCUUAUGUAAAGCAGGUGAUCUCGCUAGCGCACAUCUCCUAAUGAAUAAGAUACUUGAUGAAGGCAAGGUUCCUGAUGUAAUGGCUUACAGCUCUCUGAUUAAUGGUCAUUGUAAAAUUGGUCAAAUGGAUGAGGCUUUAAAGCUUUUUAAAAGUAUGGAAAUGGUUGGCAUUGCUGCAGAUGUUGUAACUUAUACCACACUAAUUGCCACGUUAUGCAAAGAAGACAAACUUAAUGCUGCUUUAUUAAUGUUAGAUGAAAUGAGAGCAAAAGGUUUGGUUCCAAAUGAGGUCACAUACAACACAUUAUUUUGGGGUGCUCGCAAGAGAGGUGACUGCGAAAAAAACCUUUUUUUUAAUGAAUCAAAUGCAAAAGCAAGGCUGUGCUCCAAGUGAUAAGGCUCUUAAGACACUCUCCUGCUGGCUGAUUGAUGUUGGUCAAAUAGAAAAAUUAAAAGACUAUGCAAAUGGCAAAGCUUUUAUUAUUUCUAAGCGAUCAUGGUUCUGAUACCUUGAGAGUGACAGGUUGUUGAUGUCACUCCUGUAUAUUUCUUUUCUCAUUGUAUGAAGUUGCGUCCUCAAUUUGAGGAUCUUUCUACAAUAGAUAUGUUAUAACUUACUUUCGUUCA